UAGAAAUGUAUUGUUCGUUUUGACGAAAAAUCCGGGAGGCAGAGUGAUAAUUUAAUCGAUCCUGGAUAUUGUACAAAUCAUGUUUCUUAAUAUCGAAAUAAUUGGCAGCAAAUCAUGAAUGUAGAACUUAUGUCCUGUAUUAAAAUAAGCAGCUCCUAUUCGGCUAAUACUAAUAUAUAAGUAGUCCAAAUGUAUUUCUGCCCUUAGGUUUUUAACCUGUACUGGUCUUGUUUGCAUGAAAUACAGCUAUAGGUACACUGGGCAUAAUGUGAUUUAAAGGAAAAAAACGCGAGGCAAGCGUGACGACUUCUUAGCCCGAGGUUGAUCUCGACACAAAUAGAGAAUUGAACCAAUGCCCCCCCCACCCCGUCCCACCACCAUAAGCGGCUGGCCGGCUUUAAUGAACAAUGAAUUAAGGCCUCCGAUUACUGCGCGACUAGACAACAAAGGAGAGAAGCGAAUUUAAGGCAGCGAGCCCUCGAGGCCCCGCCCCAGCGCCGCCACUGACCAAUGGACCGCCGGUAUGCAAAUAGGGCGCAGCGCCGCACCGUCCCGUCCCAGCCCCUGACGUCACCCGCGCAUAUCCCUCGGCAGCUCUGUCUGGCUGCGGCGAGUCAGACGGGCGAACAGAAAAGCGCUGAGUGAGCCGGGGAGGGGCGCUGCCACCGCCGGCAUCCCACCAAUUUAAAGUCCUCGACCAGCGAUCCGCACGUCCGCAGAAAUUUGGGAGCGGGCUUCCGAGACCGUCCGCCUUAUUUAUUAUUUAUUUUUUUGCUGGGGUGGGGGAAGCUGGAUUGCACUGACUGCUGAGUGCCAGCAGAGAGGCACUGAUUUGUACGACCGGUUUGAAUACGGUCCCCCCCCACCCACCCCGGGCUGCCUUACCAGUCCUACCCUCCUUCUUUAGUUUUUUUUCCUUCUCCAACCCCUCUUUGUCUGAGACUGCAGAAAUAUCUCAAGAUGCCAAGCUCGCUUUUCGCCGACAUGGAGCGGAGUGGUGGCAACAGCGGGGACGCCCUGGAUGACCAAAGAGCCCUGCAGAUAGCACUGGAUCAGCUCUCCCUGCUCGGCUUGGACAGCGAUGACAGCUCCCUGUAUGACAGCGAGCCGAGGAAGAAGAGCGUCAACAUGACCGAGUGCGUCCCGGUGCCCAGUUCGGAGCACGUAGCCGAGAUCGUGGGCAGGCAAGGUUGUAAAAUCAAAGCACUGAGAGCAAAGACCAACACCUAUAUCAAGACUCCAGUCCGUGGGGAGGAACCAGUCUUUGUUGUGACAGGCAGGAGAGAAGACGUAGCGAUGGCCAGAAGGGAGAUCAUCUCUGCUGCAGAGCACUUCUCCUCUGCUGCAGAGCACUUCUCCAUGAUCCGGGCCUCCCGGAACAAGAACAGCAGCAUGAACGGGGGCGGCACGGUUCCAGGACCGCCCAACCUGCCGGGCCAGACCACCAUCCAGGUGCGGGUUCCCUACCGGGUGGUGGGGCUGGUGGUGGGACCCAAGGGGGCCACCAUCAAGCGCAUCCAGCAGCAUACACACACCUACAUCGUGACCCCGAGCCGCGACAAGGAGCCGGUCUUCGAGGUGACGGGCAUGCCUGAGAACGUGGACCGGGCGCGGGAGGAGAUCGAGGCCCACAUCGCCGUGCGCACCGGCGGCCUGGUCGAGCUCGCUGAAGACAACGACUUCCACGCCAACGGCACCGAUGUGGGCUUCGAGCUGCACGGUCACGCCAGCCUCUGGAGUAAGGCCACCCCCGGCGUGACCCCCACCUCCGGCCGCAAACCCUUCUCCAACUACCGCAACGACAGCUCCAGCUCGCUGGGGAGUGCCUCUACGGACUCUUACUUUGGGAACGGUGGCGGUGGCUCCAGGUUGGCCGACUACAGCCCCCCGAGCCCAGCGCUGAGCUACAGCGCCUCCAACAACGGCAACAACAAUAACAACAACAACAACAACAACAACAACAAUGCCAACAUCACCACCAAUGGAUUUGUCUAUGGGAGUGAUGUCAUUUCCCCUGAUUGCAAUGAGCUGUCUUACGAGUCGCCUUCGGCCUUCGACCCCACGCCUACACCGCCAGGCCUGAUCUGGUCCGGGUUUGACCGCAGUGUGGCCCCCGGAGGAGGCUCUGCCCCCGCUGUCUUCGCCAGCGGCACUUCUGCCAACGCCAAUGGAAUACCAGGGAGCCAACGAAGGGGCAAUGGUGGGACGGCCCAACCCCGGCUAUCCCCGCCUCUGCAUCAUGUUGGUGGGGGGGCGGACCAUCCCCUGGCUCGUCGCGUGCGCAGCGACCCUGGGGGAGGAGCCCUGAGCUUCCCCGCCUACUCCAGCUCCGGCCUCUCCAACGGGCUGGCCUGCCUCGCCGGCGGCCACCUGCCGGGGCUGCCCUCGGACUCCUCCUCCUCCUCCUCCUCCUCCAGCUCCUCGUCGGGCACCAGCCGCAAGGGCAGCCGGGACUGCUCCGUGUGCUUCGAGAGUGAGGUCAUCGCCGCCCUCGUGCCCUGCGGCCACAACCUCUUCUGCAUGGAAUGCGCCAACCGCAUCUGCGAGAGGAACGAGGCCAAGUGUCCAGUCUGCCACUCCGCGGUCACUCAGGCCAUCCGCAUCUUCUCCUAAGACGCGUCGCCGCGGCGACAGCAGGUGCCCUCAUCCUGCGCCGUGGAGACGCGUGACGUAUGUAUAGGUGUAUGUGUGAGUGUGUACGUGUAUUGCACACGUGCAUACAGGCCCGGGGUGUCCCCAGAGCUGCAGCGUCGCAGGAAAGGGACAGCUUCCGGCUCGGCCGUGUGCAUGUCCCGUAACUUAAGAAAUACUAGCAAAUGGAGGCCCUAGUUUGUCAGAUCGAGCAGAGUCUGCAAGUACCUUUAAGAGGUCUUGCUGCCACUCAAGGUACGCGUCGUGGGGGGGGGGGGGAGUUCUGUGAAGACGCAGUGAUCCUGCAGCUUAAAGAAAGCAGGGAAAAUACAUGUAUCACACGGGAUGUGCACACGCUAAAACAUACAAGAAAAUAAUUCCAUAUUAAUUACAUUAAUAAAGAUCAAAGUAUUUUAUUCCUUUUUUUUUGACUUGAAAAGAUUAUAUUUCGUAUCGCAAAGAUGUUUACAGAUAUUUUAAUUUAAGUUCAGUGAACUUUUUUUGUAGCGGAGUUCAUUUUAGUACAGCCUCAUGGUGACUAACACUGUAUCAUUUUAAUAUUACGCCGCUGUGAGCGGGGACUCACACACUGCAGUGUGUGUGCGUGUCACAUCGAGACAGUAUUCUGCUGGGUCGGAGGUUUUACGUGUUCAGCAAAAAAAAAUGUCUAUUAACCCUCUGUGCCCAGCAUAUUUUCUAUUCAGUAAUAAAAAGCCUAUUUUAUUCUAUAGUAUUACAAAACACAUAAUGUAUAAAACAUUAAGUCGGAUGGAAAAGGACCGUUUAUGCUUUCUAAACAUUUGUAUGAAUUAGAUUCCAGUGGAAGUUCCAGGAUUCUGUUCCACCGCUAUAAUUUUAGUACUUCUAUUUUAAUACAUUUCUUUAUUACUUGUUUAUGUAUAUGUAGGUGAAGUUACUUGAGCAUAAAUGUACUUUAUUGAGCAAAGUUUAAAAAAACAAAGUAUAUUUUAUUUUAUGAUAAAGGGCCUUUAAACCUCAUGGUCGAAUCCUAAUAUUAUAUUUGCUGAAACAAGAUUUGAAAAUGUAUCAAGAGUUUUAUUUUUCUGACAUUUAAAGUUCUACAUGAUAAAAGGUAAAACUUAAGGUGCUACUUUGUGUUUUUUAAGUAUUUCUAUAUAAAUAAAAUAAAAAUGGUACAUGAAAUAA
Molecule: messenger RNA, 3798 nt
Organism: Brienomyrus brachyistius
Lineage: Eukaryota; Metazoa; Chordata; Actinopteri; Osteoglossiformes; Mormyridae
Gene: mex3b
Product: mex-3 RNA binding family member B
Molecular function (GO): RNA binding
Source: RefSeq, a predicted model, not a curated record